Cuculus canorus (common cuckoo) is the source of this 2040-nucleotide messenger RNA. RefSeq names its product mevalonate diphosphate decarboxylase (gene MVD). Gene Ontology annotation, cellular component: cytosol. The record is from RefSeq and is a predicted model, not a curated record. Gene Ontology annotation, molecular function: diphosphomevalonate decarboxylase activity; ATP binding. NCBI's taxonomy places the organism in Eukaryota, Metazoa, Chordata, Aves, Cuculiformes, Cuculidae. The transcript has 10 exons. Gene Ontology annotation, biological process: isoprenoid biosynthetic process; isopentenyl diphosphate biosynthetic process, mevalonate pathway. Bases 28 to 1230 code for a protein of 400 amino acids.
GGCGGGGCUUGUGCGUGCCCAGCCGCGAUGGCGGAGGAGCGCGCGUUCGCCGUAGUGACCUGCACGGCUCCCGUCAACAUCGCCGUCAUCAAAUACUGGGGCAAGCGGGACGAUGAUCUGAUCCUGCCCAUCAACUCCUCCCUGAGCGUGACGCUGCACCAGGACCAGUUGAAGACCACCACCACGGCCGCCGCCAGUCGGGACUUCGUGGAGGACCGACUGUGGCUGAAUGGGAAGGAGGCCGAUGUGGGGCACCCCCGGCUGCAAGCCUGCCUGCGGGAGGUGCGGCGCCUGGCCCGUAAGCGCCGGGGUGGCAGUGCUGAGGAUGCAGCCCCGCUCAACCUCUCCUACAAAAUCCACAUCGCCACUGAGAACAACUUCCCCACCGCUGCUGGCUUGGCAUCCUCCGCUGCUGGCUACGCCUGCCUGGUGUCAGCGCUGGCGCGGCUGUACGGCGUGGAGGGCGAACUGUCGGAGGUGGCACGGCGCGGCUCGGGCAGCGCCUGCCGCAGCAUGUUGGGGGGCUUUGUGCAGUGGCAGCGGGGUGAGCGGCCGGACGGCAGGGACAGCCUUGCCCACCAAGUGGCCCCCGAGACGCACUGGCCGGAGCUGAGGGUCCUCAUCCUAGUGGUCAGUGGUGAGAAGAAGCAGGUGGCCAGCACGGCAGGGAUGCAGACCAGCGUGGACACCAGCCCCUUGCUGAAGCAUCGAGCAGAGGUGGUGGUUCCGGAGCGUCUGGCCCUGAUGAUGCAGCACAUCCGUGAGCGGGACUUUGAGGGCUUUGGGCAGCUCACCAUGAAGGACAGCAACCAGUUCCAUGCCACCUGCCUCGACACCUUCCCUCCCAUCUUCUACCUCAAUGACAUCUCGCGGCACAUCAUCUCCCUGGCUCACCGCUUCAAUGCCCACCAUGGACGCACCAAGGUAGCCUACACCUUCGACGCCGGCCCCAAUGCUGUUAUCUUCACGUUGGCUGACACCGUGGCUGAGUUUGUGGAGGUGGUGAGGCGCAGCUUCCCCCCUGCCACCAACGGGGACCAGUUUGUGCGGGGGCUGCCUGUCGGCUCAGCCUCGCUGCCAGAGGAGCUGCUCACGGCCGUGGUCAUGGAGCCGGUGCCAGGGGCCAUCCAGUACAUCCUGCACACCAAGCCUGGCCCUGGCCCCCAGCCGGUGGAUGACGCCAGCCAACACCUCCUGGGAGCGGAUGGGCUGCCCCGCUGCCGUUCCUGAGCCCCGGUGACACCGCCAGGGAUGGCUGUGACAUGGCUGGGGGGGCUCUGUCCGUGCCAUGGAAGGAGCGUGGGAUGCUGAGUCCAGCCCAGUGCAAAGCCGUCCCCAGCCCCGAGUCUGGGGCUGGUUUUUACUCUUUUGUAAGGAAAUAGAGUCUUUUUCUUGCUGCAGCGCUGUUUUGGGGUGCAUGGGUUGUGUGGGUGGUGCUGCGGGGGACAUUGCUGAUCAAAAAGGUGGGGGCUAGAGACAGGGACAGUUCUUCCCAACAGCUGUACCUGGUCCUGCUGGGACUGAUCCUGUCUUGCACAGUCCCUGUCACUCCACCUGUCCCCUGUAUGUCCUUUGUGGGUCUGCCCCUGUUCCCCCAAUUGUCCCUACUGGAACUGAUAGUUAUAUGCCCCUUAUAUUGCCCCUUAUAUGGCCCCUGUCAACCCAUGUCCCUUGUGGAGCUGAUCCUGUUCCUAUCGUUCCAAGUUUUCUCUGCUGGGACUGAUCCUGUCCCAUUCCAUCCCUUGUGGGUCUGAUCCUGUCCUCUCACAGGGCCCCUGUCCCCCUUCGUCCCUUGCAGGACUGGUCCUGUCCCUCAUCCCCUAGUUGUGUCUGCUGGGACUGAUCCUGUCCCCUUAGCAAGAUCCUUCUCCCCUCAUAUGGUCCCUGUCCCCCACCACAUUCCCUGGAGGUGAUCCUGUCCUCCCGCACCAUCCUAAUCACCCCACAUAUCCCCUGUCCCCCCGAUGUCCCCGCACGGCCCUUGUGUCCCGAUGUGGCCGCGGGGGCGUGGCCUCGGAUAGAGGCUGUGAAUGAGAGGGG